Cicer arietinum (chickpea) is the source of this 792-nucleotide messenger RNA. RefSeq lists its product as uncharacterized. The record is from RefSeq and is a predicted model, not a curated record. NCBI's taxonomy places the organism in Eukaryota, Viridiplantae, Streptophyta, Magnoliopsida, Fabales, Fabaceae.
UGUCCUACAAAUACAAUACCAUUCACCUCUUUUAAGGAAUAAAAUCUGGUCACUUUUUUUUUUUUGCAUUUUCUACUUGCCAACACAACACUACCCCUAAUUCUUUGACUUUACCAUAUAUAUCACUAAGUUCCAUAGAUCAAAAGGGUUCUUUCAAGUUUCCAACUUUUGAAUUCUAACACUCAAAAAACCAUAAAACUCAAUGGCUGAUGACAACAACAGAGGCUCCUCUGCUUUGGAUGGUUUCACUCUGAAUCCUCUGCCUUAUCCUGUUCUGUUAAUCUUAGCAGUGAUCUUCAUCUUCCUUGGUACUUCAUGGUACUUUUCUUAUGAAGAAGUUGUUGAAACUGCUCAAGAACAAUUGGGUUGGGUUUUAUUUGUUGUACCAAUCGUGCUUAUACUUAUAGUUCGUUUGGUUUCAUCAAUGGAAGAUUCAGGUUGGUUUUCUGGUGGUUCUGGUUGGGAAAGGCGCAGGACAACACAAGAAAGCACCUCUGGAGGGAGUUCUCCUUGGGGUGUGGCUGCUUUGAUUGUUGUUUUGUUGAUAUUGGUGCAGUUUCAAUCUGUGUUUCUUGAUAGUUGGUUUUAUUGAUUUGGUUUUUGUGUUUUUAUUUCUAUAGGUUGGUUUGGUUUUAGCUGGUUUUGUUUUUAGUUUCAACUAACUAUAUGAACCUAAGUAUUUAGAUGAAGAAAGGAAGGUGUUGUAUAUUUCCUUCUAAAUGAUAGCAAAGUAAAGAUGCAACUGAUAUUUUCGUAACUUUUUAUUAGUAAAGAGGUUUUCUAUUUGCAUAA